Molecule: messenger RNA, 1223 nt
Organism: Aedes aegypti (yellow fever mosquito)
Lineage: Eukaryota; Metazoa; Arthropoda; Insecta; Diptera; Culicidae
Product: NF-kappa-B-repressing factor
Exons: 3
Coding region: 126-1199 (357 amino acids)
Molecular function (GO): nucleic acid binding
Source: RefSeq, a predicted model, not a curated record
UUACUGUUUCUCGCACGUUGUUCGGCUCCAGUUUGUUUUGUUAGCGAUUCCACGGGGACAGUGCUCCAAACGCCUCAACCACCAAGGAUUUCCACCGGCUCGAAUUUAAUAAUAUUGAAUAAAGAAUGAGCACGCAAUCGACCAGGAAACGGAAGCAACCGUGCUUCGUUAGUUGGAAGAGUAAAGUCAUCCGCCAGUUUGUGAACGGUUGGAUUGAAAGCGAUCAAAAUUCCACUCCUGUAACUGUUGAAGGAAAUAGCGCGGUGGUUGAUGGCAAGGCUCAUGUCCCGGAAACACAAAGCGAAACCCCAAUCACGACCGACAUCACAAAGUCGAGCAAAGUGAAACAGUACAGUUACCCGAAUUUCGUGAAAGCCGAGGCCGAUAAACCGAUCAGCACCGUAAGCGAUCCCGGCCUGGAGAAACGGGAUGUAAACCGGUUGAAGAAUGUGAUAGCCUACAUGUACAACGAUGAUAAGAUAUCGCUGAAGCUGAGCUUCGAACAGGCCGGCGUAUUGCUGGAACCCGUUUACGAUGAGCAGACGAAGGUGUUCCGGUAUCUGGUCAACGAUCGGGAGAUUUGCCGGGCCGAAGGCGACCAGCAGGAAGCCCACUCCAAGGCGCGCGAUCGGUUGUGCGAGAUUCUGCAGUACUACUGCUACUCCGUGAAGCGUCUAAAGGAGUACCACACGAAGCGGAAUGUGUUCCGUAAAAUCCCAGCAGAGCAAGACGGCAAACGGCACUUCAAGGACAAACAGCUGGACGAGGAAAACAUCGGUUUCCGGAUGCUGCAGAAGCAAGGUUGGUCCGGAGGCUCGCUGGGAAGCAACGAGGAAGGAAUCCUGGAACCGAUUGGAUUGCACCAGAAAAGCGGCAAAAGCGGUCUGGGAGCCGAGGGCCAGGGAACGGUGGAGAAGAUUCCCGUCGAAGCGUUCAUGGUGGCCAUCAAGCAGUAUGCAUCCGGCAACGCCUUGUACGAUUUGGUGUUCAGCCCGCAGUUCUCCAAGCAUCAGGUGAUCAAGUUGAAAGACUACGCAUCCACGUUGAAACUGUUCCCUCAAAUGAUCGGCAAACGGAAGCAGCUAGUCAUAAGCAAGAAACUUACCCUCCACCAGAUCAAGGAAGGAGUCCUGAAAGGACAUUCGGAUCUGUGUGCCAAGUACGCCGUGAUUCCUCCGAUAUGCGAAACGCAUAAAUAAAUAUGUUAUUUUCUCUUAAAUUUA